AGCGAGCGAGAAGACCAGGCUGAUUUGAGCUUCCUGUUUCUUCAGCCGAAGCGAUCUUCCCCAUCCAGGUAAGACCAACCUGUGCUCAGGGGAUUUAUCAAAGAAGCAUCAAAGAAACGCUCCAGAUCCAUCAGAUUAAUUCACAUUUUUCUCUAGAGCUCCUCCACAAUGAAGUCAUUGGCUCUUCUGUUGCUGGCCUGGGCUGCCUUUGCAAAAGCACAACCUGCAGCCGGCGGCAGUUGCGUCACCACAGCCAAGGAAGACCUGCUGGACCUGCUGAUGAAAUGGGAAACGGGGUCUUCCUGCCAUCCCUCCCAGCCAGGCCAUCCCCAGAAGCUGUACGGGAGUUGCAAGGAAAUCAAGGCUGCCCUGCCAGAGUCUUCAGAUGGACUGUAUAUCCUGAGGAGUGAAGAUGGUGAGAUCUACCAGACCUUCUGCGACAUGUCCACCAACAGAGGCGGCUGGACGCUGGUGGCCAGUGUCCAUGAGAACAACAUCUUUGGGAAAUGCACCGUUGGCGAUCGCUGGUCCAGCCAGCAAGGCAACAAUCCCAACUACCCCUACGGAGAUGGAAACUGGGCCAACAACAACACCUUUGGAUCCGCCAUAGCAGCCACGAGCGAUGACUACAAGAACCCAGGCUACUACGCUCUUAGAGCCCAAGAUAUCGCCAUAUGGCAUGUUCCCAACAACACCCCGAUGAAGAAAUGGCAGGAUGUUUCCUUCUUGAGAUACCACACCGAGACACGCUUCUUGUCUGACCUAGGGGGUAACCUUCUCCGGCUCUAUGAGAAAUAUCCGGUGAAAUAUGGCGCUGGUAGCUGUCCAAAUGAUAACGGCCCGGCUAUCCCUAUUGUUUAUGAUGUUGGUGAUGCCCAGAAGACUUCAGAAUUGUACUCUCCCAAUGGACGGGCUGAAUUUGUCUCUGGCUUCGUUCAAUUCCGGGCGUUUAAUAAUGAAAAGGCAGCAUUGGCUCUCUGCUCUGGCAUUAAACUCACCAGGUGCAACUCAGAACAUCACUGCAUUGGAGGAGGGGGCUUUUUCGCGGAAGGAAACCCCCGUCAAUGUGGUGAUUUUGCCGCCUUUGACUGGGACGGCUACGGGACUCACCGUGGAUGGAGCACUUCACAAACCAUUGUGGAUGCGGCCGUGCUGAUCUUCUACCGCUGAGUCAGCAGCCGAAUCAGAAUCCGGAGAUGGAGGCGCCUGUCCCGGAGCAGAAAAAAUAACGAUUAAAACACACAAUCUGACAACGCUUUGCAACAAAAAUAAAAGCAGAACAUUAAAAUUUG
This is a messenger RNA of Pantherophis guttatus, 1292 nucleotides long. RefSeq names its product intelectin-like protein. Lineage: Eukaryota; Metazoa; Chordata; Lepidosauria; Squamata; Colubridae. The record is from RefSeq and is a predicted model, not a curated record. Gene Ontology annotation, molecular function: oligosaccharide binding.